Molecule: messenger RNA, 234 nt
Organism: Raphanus sativus (radish)
Lineage: Eukaryota; Viridiplantae; Streptophyta; Magnoliopsida; Brassicales; Brassicaceae
Product: putative defensin-like protein 27
Exons: 2
Coding region: 1-234 (77 amino acids)
Biological process (GO): defense response to fungus
Cellular component (GO): extracellular region
Source: RefSeq, a predicted model, not a curated record
AUGGCUAAUUCAAGAUCUUUUUUCUUUGCUUUCAUUGCUCUUUCAGUUUUGCUUGCAGUGGUGAGUGAAGAUUCAGUUUGGUCUUCCAACAAAGGAGGUUCAUUGUGUUGCAACGAUCACCCGAAGUUUGGAGUAUGUACUGACAAUAGACAUUGCAACAGUUGGUGUCUUAAAGGUUGUGACAACAAGAAAGGUGGUUUUUGCAAGAGAAGAAUUUGUCAUUGCUACUGCUAA